This is a messenger RNA of Cherax quadricarinatus, 10352 nucleotides long. NCBI's taxonomy places the organism in Eukaryota, Metazoa, Arthropoda, Malacostraca, Decapoda, Parastacidae. The record is from RefSeq and is a predicted model, not a curated record.
AUCUAUUGUGAGCGAGCAGCCUCUCCACUCCGAGUGUUCAUAGUCUGUGAUUCUGCACUAGUGAAUGGAGAUACCGACACCCAAAAUUCACUUUCGCAAAUUGCCUAGUUAAAUACCCCAAAGUGGAUGUAUGGUUAGGACUGUGGCAUCUGGUCGUGCCACUGGGUGACGGAAAGGCCGGCACCAGUGCCACACGACAGCGCUAUGACCAUCGCAAUGAUAGCAAAUCAGGACCCACAGGAGGGACCACCUAACACUCCACCACAGGGUAGUGAUGGAGAAGUGUUGGGUGAAGGUGAGGGUGAGGAUUUGGGUGGUGGGGAGCCCGAUUUUCCCCUGGCUGACUUGGCCAGACUAGAUGAGAUGAUACACCGACAAAGAUGGGUGGUCCCGGUUUUACCCAAGUGUGAGCUGGAGCUCUUGCUGGAAGCCUCCAUCGAUCUCUGUACUCGGGGUGUAGAUACAAGAAGUGAGGCAUGUCAGAGAUUCUUCAGGGAAGGGCUGACCAUUUCUUUCACCAAAAUCCUUACUGAUGAGGCUGUAAACAGCUGGAAGUUUGAAAUUCAUAGAUGUAUCCUCAAGAACUGUGAAAAGUUAAUAGAAUUAGUUGUAGUGAAACUGCACCAGGACUGGUUUCCCUUACUUGACCUUCUUGCUAUGGUGCUCAGCCCUAAUUCCAAGUUUCAUACGUUUAAUGGAACUCGUCCUUCAGAAACUGUACCACAGGGGUCACAGAUCCUUGACUAUGAACUAUUUGCCAGACCGCCUGAUCCAAGAAAUCCCAGAGGUUGGCUGGUGGAUCUUAUCAAUCUUUUUGGAAAACUUGGUGGCUUUCAAAUUCUUCUUGAAAGAUUUCAGUCUGGGAAGAAUCUCUCAGUUCCUGUAAUCUGUGCCCUCUUAAGACCAUUUGGCCUCUGCUUUGAGAUGCUCACUGUACCUACUAUAGAGAAAUACUUCAUGCCUAUUGUAGAGGUAGUUCCAGCCUUUUUAGAGAAUCUUACCGAUGAGGAAUUAAAGAAAGAGGCCAAGAAUGAGGCCAAAAAUGACGCGCUUUCUGCAAUCAUCAAAGCCAUCAAGUGCCUGGUGUCUCGAGUGCCCAGUCAAGAGGAGACUGCCAAAAAUCUUGAGUUUUUUAGACUAAAAAUGAUACUCAGGUUAUUGCAAAUCUCAUCCUUCAAUGGGAAGAUGAAUGCCUUGAAUGAAGUAAACAAGGUGAUUACUAAUGUUUCUUAUUAUUCACAUCGUCAUGGACCUGUUGAAGAGGAGGAAUGGUUGACUGCAGAGCGCAUGGCGGAGUGGAUCAAGGAGAACCGUGUGCUUCAGAUAGUGCUUAGAGAUUCCCUCCACCAACCACAAUAUGUUGAGAAGUUAGAAAAGAUUAUUCGCUUCAUUAUCAAGGAGAAAGUUCUAACUCUGCUGUGGUCCUUAGCCCAUUCAGAUGAUGUACCAACUGAGAUAAUGGACCAGGCCCUAAAUGCUCAUGUUAAGAUUUUAGAUUAUUCAUGCUCACAGGACAGAGAUAUUCAGAAGAAACACUGGUUGGAUAGAUGCGUUGAAGAACUAAAGCAUGACAAGUGGGUACUUCCAGCCUUGAAGCAGAUACGAGAGAUAUGUUGUUCUUAUAGUGAAGCACCACCCAAUUUCUCUCAACAUCAGCGCCCUACGCCACAUGUUAGCUACCGCCACGAUAUCAUCUCCAAACUUCAAAAUCAGCAUUCCCUUGUUGUGCUUGUGGCUGAUAAUCUCACAACAUAUAUGAAGAAUAUUAGAAUUGCUGCAAAAGAAAAUCCUGACCUGAAUCCAGCAGAUAUUAUACCUGAUCGGCGGUAUAAUCAUAUAUACCAAGUUCAAGAACGCCUUAGUUUUCUUAGGUUUUUACUAAAGGAUGGGCAGUUAUGGUUGUGUGCACCCCAGGCUAAACAGAUUUGGAACUGUCUAGCGGAGAGUGCUGUUUUCACUGUCGAUCGAGAGUCCUGUUUCAAAUGGUUUUCAAAACUUAUGGGGGAUGAGCCAGAUCUUGACCCUGAAAUCAACAAGGACUUCUUUGAGAACAACAUCUUGCUACUUGAUCCCUCGUUGUUAACUGAGAAUGGCAUGAAGUGUUUUGAUCGUUUUUUUAAAGCUGUUAAUUCCAAAGAAGGUAAACUGAUUCUCAAAAGGAGAGUAUACCUUAUGGAUGAUGAUGACCUUAUAGGUGUAGAUUAUGUCUGGAGAGUGGUAUUAUGUGGGACGGAAGAUAUUGCAUCUCGUGCCAUUGAAUUGUUGCGAGAAACUUACACAAAUCUUGGGCCAAGGCUUCAAGCCAAUCAGGUUAUCAUUCAUGAUGACUUCCUUUCAAGCUGUAUGUCUCGGCUUAAGGCAAUGUAUGACACUGUAUCAGUGUUGGAUCAGGAUAAGGAUUCUAUUAAUAGAGUUCGACAAGAAACUACAAGAAUGUGCCGAGUCCUUAAAGUUUUAUAUGAAUAUGUAUCUGAAUGUGAUGGUGACUUUGGGGAUGACCGCUCUAUUCUUCCUCUUGGAAGAGCAUCAAGAGGAAAGCACCUGUCAUUGUUAGUAAGAUUUCCUGUUCAAGGCCGGCAGCCUGAUGAGAUUGAUGUAUGGACACAUACCAAUGACACGAUGGGUUCUAUAAGGAGGCAGGUACUUCAUCGAUUGAAAUCUACAGCUCCAAAUGUGAAAGUAGAACUUUAUUUAAAUACAGAUCCAAUAGACCCUGUAGAUGAUAAAAAGAUCAUUGCUCACAUGCCUCUCAGAGAUAAAAUGGUAUUAACAGCGAAGCUUGUCCAGGUGGGAAGCAAUAUGCCAUCGUCUCCAGACAGCUCUUCAGACUCUUCCACAGGAUCUCCUCAGCAUCCAUAUGAGGGACCUAAUGUAGAAGCUGAAAAUUGUCUUCCUGGUGUUAUAAUGUCUGGUCAAGCCAAGUACACACAGUUUCUUCUACAAUUAGCUGACCUUGGCUGUACCUUACAACUAUCACAAUUAAGGGACAGUGCAAGGGCACUGCUUAAUAUUAUGCCUGCUGAUCAGUAUACAGUUAAUAAUCUCCGGAAAAUAUGCUUGGAACAUGCUAAAAUUGGUGAGCAGAGUAUGUCCCCUUCCUUGGAGAGCAUUGUAUUUUCAUCUUCACCAUCACAGGUUCUCUACAAUUUACAGGUACUGUACUCCCUACUCAUGCCAGCUCAUAACCCCAUGGCAGAAAAGGCACUGGAGUUCCAGUAUAACUUCAUGAAGAGUGGUGGAGUUAAGCUAAUUAUUGAUAUGCUAGCCAAGAAUAACUUCUUAUCAAGUACUGACAUGCCAACAAAAAGGUCAGCCUUCUUGGUGGUAUUAAAGUUGGCAAAAUUGGCAUUUGUAACAGUGGGUUAUGCCAUUGUUAAUGUUAUAGCAGGUUCUGUUACAUCUAGUGGUACAACCACCUCGAAUGUUAAUGGUGGAACGGAAGAUGUCUCAUCUCCAUCAACAGGUGCCAGUAGCUUAACAGCCUCCACUCAUACACAAGCUCUGGUGCUACAAGAAGCUCUCCACCACAUUCCUAAUCCUGCUUCAGAUUGCAUGGUGCGGAAUGUGGCUUCUCGUCUUGCUCAAUCACUUCACGACCAGGUCACUAUCACAUCAUGCCUCUGGGCUCACUUUGUCACAGGUGUAGUUCCUGAUAUGAGUGUUGUUAGAGCUAUUCUCAAAAUUACCUGGGCUUCUGCAGCUGGGCAAGUCCAUCUCAUAACAUCAUCAUUAGAUGAAAUUGAAAAAGCAACUGAACGACCACCAACUAAACCCCCAGAUCCAGAAGACUUACAAGUGUGUCGUGAAGGUCUGGAGACAUUGUCUGUGGUAUUGGCCCUUUACCCUCCUGCCUUGGAAACUCUGACCAAGGAUACACAGUUCCACAAGUUGGUUAUGGGGUUGGUGCUAGUGGGUGGGGAGCGCAGUAUUCGACAGUGUGCAGUGGAGCAGUUGUUGCUGAUGGCGACAAAAUGUUCCAAUUCCCCUCACACGCUUGUGGUCUUCAUUGUCAUGCUCUUUAAUGUUCUUAAUGGCCUUAAUGGCGAGUAUUCCAAGGAGUAUUUCCAGUUGCUGUGUGGAUUACUGAACUGGGCGUGUGUAUCAAGUGUGGCUGUGACAGGUGUUGAUCGCCUGUUAACAACGGAAGUGGAAUGGCUGAAGAAUGUACGAGCCAGUGUAGCUCAAAUGGCCCAAGGUGGCCCAGAGCCCCCUGUAGACGACACACUACUUGAGGGCCAUUUGUGUGUCACACGAGAGUUGGUAGCCUUCCUUCCGGCUGAGAAAAAAUAUGAAAUUGGUGGAGACCCCUCAAAGUCAAUAUUUCUUAUUAAGGAACUUGUAGAAGACUUUAUAUUCCCAUUUUCUAAGGUGUACCUUCAGUUAGAGCAUGCAGCCGAAAUGCCUGCUGAGCAGGCCAUACCAGUGUGCUCAACUCAACCAACUGUGAUAGCAGCAUAUGAACUACUAGUCACUUUAUGUACAGGCUGUGUUCCCAACCUCAAACUUUUGGCAGAAAUGCUCACGAAUAUGUAUUAUUCAGAUUGCGAUGAAAGCAUUGGGGAAUGGGAAUACCUACCUCCAGUUGGCCCAAGACCUGUGAAGGGAUUUGUAGGGUUAAAAAAUGCAGGGGCUACCUGCUAUAUGAAUUCUGUCCUACAGCAGCUCUACAUGAUAAGACAAAUAAGGCAUGGUGUAUUAGCAGUGGAAGGAGCAGCGACAGAUCCUGAGGAAGAUUUCAGUGGUGAAGAAAGAAUGGAGCAAGAGACCAAUCUUGAUGGAAAUGAAGAAGAUGCUAUGAACAGUAGUUCUAACGAGGAAAGUAGAAAGGAAUAUCACAUAGGGAUUCUCAAGCAGGUGCAGGCUAUCUUUGCACAUUUAGCAUGCUCCAAACUACAGUACUAUGUCCCAAGAGGUCUUUGGAAGCAUUUCAAAUUACAAGGAGAGCCUGUGAACUUGCGGGAGCAACAUGAUGCUUGUGAAUUCUACAAUAUUUUGGUGGAGAGCUUGAAUGAGGCGCUUAAAGCCUUAGGACAUGAACAGAUAAUGAACAAGAUACUUGGGGGUUCUUAUUCUGACCAGAAGAUCUGCAAAACUUGCCCUCACAGGUACUCAAGGGAAGAAACCUUCACGGUCAUCAGUAUCGAUAUACGCAACUACAGCAAUCUCUAUGAUUCCCUAGAACAGUAUGUGAAGGGUGAUUUACUGGAGGGGGAUAAUGCGUAUCUUUGUGAAAAGUGCGACAAAAAGGUUGAUACAGUUAAGCGGAUUUGCUUGAAGAAACUUCCACCUAUUAUGGCCAUACAACUGAAAAGAUUUGACUAUGACUGGGAGAGAGAAUGUUCAAUUAAAUUCAAUGAUUACUUUGAAUUUCCUCGUGAGCUGGAUAUGGAUCCUUACACAGUUGCUGGAUUGGCAAGAAAUGGUGAGCUUAUAGAUUAUGACCCAGAAGAUAUGAAGACAAUCGUAUGCAGCAAAUACAAGUUGACUGGCAUUGUUGUUCACAGUGGCCAGGCGAGUGGGGGUCACUAUUAUUCUUAUAUUCUUCACAGGAAUGGAAAUGAUCAGCGAUGGUACAAGUUUGAUGAUGGAGAAGUAACUGAAUGCAAAAUGGAUGAUGAAGAUGAAAUGAAAAAUCAGUGUUUUGGUGGAGAAUAUAUGGGCGAGCAAGUUUUUGAUAAUAUAAUGAAGAGAGUGAGCUAUCGACGGCAAAAACGAUGGUGGAAUGCUUAUCUACUCUUCUACACCCGGCUAGAUGUCGAGGAGGAUAAUCUUUCUAAUUCAAUGAGUGAACUUAGUUUAGCAGAACGACCAGGGUUAAUAAAAAUGCCUAGUGCCAUAGAUCGAUCAGUGGUACGACAAAAUGUUCGGUUUAUGCACUCCCGCUCCCAGUUCUCCCCAGAAUAUUUUCAGUUCCUCAAGAAACUUAUAAUGACAAAUCAUCCCUUUGUCCUCCAACCUCCACAGGAUAGAGUUGCAGAAAGUGAGGAGAUAGCCAUGAUCAGUACUCAGCUGUGCAGCAAGUUCCUUUUCUCUGUGGGGCUACAUACUAAAAAGACUUUGCGUGGUCCAGCACCGGAGUGGUAUGAUGCACUACAAGUUCAUUUAAGAGCGUCAGUUCACACACGUGCGUGGUUUGCACAGCAUAUAUUAUUUACCCAACCACACCGCUUUAUGGAAUAUCUACUAGAAUGCCCUGCACCGGAAGUUCGGAUGGUGUUUAGCAAGUUAAUAGUCUUGGUGGGUCAUUGUGCUCGCAAUGACCCACCUCAACCAUUAGGAUGGGGACCUUUGAAGCACCAUCCAGGUCUUGAUAUAAGUAGUGGUGGGUGCACUUUAAGUGAUCAAUUGCUUGUGGCUGUGUUACUCCUGCUCAACAAAGAAGUUUCAGAACAUGGCCGACACUUGACACAGUACUUCCAUCUCUUCCAUCUUUAUGCAUCAUUGGGACCUCCAGAAAAGUUACAACUUCUCAAGUUAAAUGUGGUAGAAAUGUUCAUGUUAGUGGCGCUAGAUGAAGGACCAGGCCCAGCCAUAAAGUAUCAGUAUGCUGAAUUGGGGCGAUUAUAUCAGGUAGUUUCACAGUUAAUCAGAUCAUGUGAUGUUUCUCACAAGCAACAGUCUUCUCAACAAAAUACGUCUCCUCUUCCUAAUCCUCAUGGAGAUGCAUCAUGCACUGAACCUCUAAUGCCUAUCCAACCAAAAGUAGCAGAGAUCCUCUAUGGCCGAGCAACAUAUGUCAAGAAGAUCAUUGAGGAUGCAAAUACAUCAGAAGAUACAGUUAAACUACUCAAAUUUUGUUGUUGGGAAAACCCCCUCUUCUCUUCAACGGUUCUCUCGGAGCUACUGUGGCAGAUUGCAUAUUCCUACACAUAUGAAUUAAGACCAUAUCUUGAUCUCUUACUGCAUAUGCUACUACUUGAUGACUCCUGGCAAAAUCAUCGAAUUCACAACGCACUUAAAGGUAUUCCUGAUGAUCGAGAAGGUUUAUUUGAUACAAUCCAGCGAAGUAAAAACCACUAUCAGAAGAGAGCGUAUCAGUGUAUAAAAUGUAUGGUGUCACUUUUUUCAUCUUGCUUGGCUGCUCAACAGAUGUUGCACUCUAAUGGUGAUUUAAAACGAAAGUGGACCUGGGCUGUAGAUUGGCUGAAUGAUGAGUUAGACCGCCGCCCAUAUGCAGCCAAUCAACAGUAUGGCUUCAAUAACUGGUCUCCUCCAGCACAGAGCAAUGAAACUAGUAAUGGUUACUUUUUGGAACGUUCACCAAGUGCUCGGUCUACAUUAGAAAAGGCUUAUGAACUUUGUCCUGAAGAUGAACCUGAACCAGAAGAAUGUGAGGAGGCAGAAGUUGCUGUUCCUGAAGAAGUGGCUCCUCUUCCUCCUUCCUCAGAACCUGGGCAGCAGCAGCAACAGCCACAGCAGCAACAACCACUACAGCAGCAGCAGCCACCAGGGCAGCAGCAACAACAACAACAGCAACAACAGCAGCAACAACAACAGCAACAACAGCAACAACAACAACAGCAACAACAGCAGCAGCAGCAGCAGCAGCAGCAGCAAAAAGUGCCACCUACCUCAGGACCACAACCUUCUAGUUCACAGCUAAAUUUUUCAACUAAAGAUUCUUCAGUGAGCUGUCAGAAUCGAAGCCAUAGUGGUGGUUCAGUAACAGUUACCAGUGGUAGUGGUAGCAGCACUGGAAGUACAGAGGUAACUUCUGCUAAUAUUACCACCACCAUUCCAACUACAGCUACAACAUCCACAACUUGCAUAGUAGGAACAACAGGUGGUAGUACCACCAUGAUUGUUAGUACAAGUAACCAAGGAGGACCACAAACUAGUACCACCACUAAUACCAGCAUUACCAGCACUAGCAGUAGCAGCAGUUCUUGCAGUACCAUCAACAGUACUAGCAGCAGUGUAGGUGGCACAAAUAAGACCACACCAUCCCCACAAUUAACUCCAAAUUCCCAGCCCUCUGUGCAGGACAGUACCCAGGAAAAUUAAGUUCUUUUACAGAUACAAUUGACUGAAAUUGAAAAAAUGUAUUAGAUUUUUCUUAGACGGAAAUUACUUAGAUUGGGGAGCUUCAGAAAUCAAAGUUGCUUUUGCUAAUGUACAUUGUGUGAAGAGAAAGGUCACAGUUGAAGAAGUGUCAUUGUAUUAAAGGAAAAGGCUAAGCAAUGAAGAUUUUUAGAUUCUCAUCAGUAACUUGUCUGAAUCUAUUUAAGAAUAAUCCACUGCAUUAUUCAGAUGUUUUUAGUAGUGGAUAUCAGAAUGGUUUGAAAUGGAUGUUCUGUUAUUUAUAAUGAAAAAUAUAUAUAUGUGAUUGUAAAUAAACGAGUGGCAGUGAUUUGUAUUGCUGUGAGAAGAAUGUUCCUUCUGCUCAAAGUGAAUGUUGGGACCCUCCAUAUAUUUCAUGUGACUGGUGACCACAAGUUUCACAGCAGAACUUUGAUGUGAAAAAUCAUGUGAAUACAGUCAUGGAUUACAUGGAAACUACCCCAAGUAAGGCAAGUAUGAGUGAACUGUGGAGGGUGGGGUGUAUAAGAAACAAUAUACCUACUGGCAAUUAUGGAAUUAGUGUAUUCUUGCAUUACAUCCUGAUUUCUAUGGCAAGUGGCUUUUAAAAUUCAGUCAUUUUGAAUUUUUUCAGAAACUAAAAAUGUUUCUUGUAUUAAAAUUUGCAUUUUUCAUUUAAAUGAGUAAUAUCCUUUUUGAAAAAAAUAUAUUUCCACUUAUGUGCUUAAUUCAGUAUUUACUUAAAUUUUGACUAUGUAUGUACUGAAGAUUCCACAAGUGACUAGUCAAGCAGUGAGUAGCAGAAGCUCCAAAACAAGUCUGCUGUUUUUUUGGCCUUUGUAGGCAGCACCUGCCUGCUAAACCUGGACAUUAACAAAUGGUAUUGCAUUCAGGUGUUCUAGAACCACAUAUAGACUGUUUAAUUAACUUAACACCAUGGCCUCUCUUUAGCCAAGUGCCAAUGCCAUGUGAGCCACCUUUGAAGAUGGAGCAGCACUGUGAGCCUUGUACAUCACCUGCUAUUGCAAAGUGCAAUGAUUUAAAGAACAAAGACUAAUUUAGUGAAAUUUUUGUAGUGGGAUUGAGGCAGUGCCUAUGAAUGUGAUUGAAAUAUCAAUUAUUCCUUAAGAAAAUAUUUAGUGAACAGUGAGGCUCAAAGCUUGAAUUCCAUGCUUGGGUUCCAUGGUUAAAUUUUGUGGUAUGUUUGGAUUCUGGCAAAAACUGGCUUGGAAUUUGUUUUCUGCUGUUGAUGCCAUGGUUUGGAGAAUGAGAACUAAGUAGGAAUCCAUGUCCUGAUACUCCAACAUUAUCUACAAUUGAAUAUUACUCUUUGCCAACCAGCAUUUUAAGUCACGCCCUGCACCAAUUGUCCAAGCAUAUAUUUUUUCCUCCCCCUCUUUCCUCCCCAUUCUUUACACUUUCACCUUCUCCCCAUCCCCAUGGGAGUAAUGCGACUCUCGUAUCAUUGUGAGUAGUUAGGUUGUUAUAACUUUUAGGUGGUCCUAAAUGUUGGAUGCAUUUCUUGAUAAGAGCAAAUGAGAAGUGUAUCAGUCAUUUGGUUCCACUAAAGGCUAUAACAACAAUGAAGCUCACAAUUGCUGCUUGUUGUCUGUGAGAGCCCUGUGCUGCUGCAAAGGUGUAACCACCUCUUAUUGUGACUUAAACUUUUUGUAUGGAAACUUUGUUAGUUCCCUAUUUCUAUUAAUGAUAAAGCAGUUUGGAGUGGAACUAGUGGUAGCAGUCAGACACCAUCUUAGGAGCUGAUCCAGCCUCGUGCAUCUGCUUGUUACUGUCUUGUUUGCCUACUAAUGUAUUAUAGGUUUCCCACACAGAUGCCUUUUUUGUUUUAAGGACCUCAAGUUUGAAUACUGGAAAAAAUGAUAUUGGGAAGUGUGUGGCUGUUCUGUAAAUUCAAAACUGAAUAUUUAAUAUUUGAAUGACUGUAGGUGGGGUUUUGUCAAUUGGUUAUUUUUAUUAUUAUUAUUGUCAUUAUUAUUAUUAUUACUGCCACCAUCUGUGAUUAUAUGAAAUAGUGAAGACAUGUAAACAAUGUAUGAUGUAGUAUUUUCAUGUUACUACUUUGUCAAUAAUUGUAAAGCACCAGAGAAUACUUGUAUAUCACUGUAUAAGAUAUAAUUUAAUUGAAACUAAGCACUUUUUUAUUGAAAUCAUUUAACAGAUUUAUUUUUAUGCCAAUACCCUUUUUCCUUCAACAUCAUGCUUUUGUGUCUAAAAUAAAACCAGCGCUUAUUGUAAUCUUUUAUUUGUGUUAGGAUUCACAUUAAUUUAUUAUUGUAUGGCUGAAUAUGCUAAAAUACAACUAAAGGAUUUUA